CUCAACUGGUGUUGCUUGACGCCAGGCAACCCCGUCCCGUUUGCACUCAAGUACACCCUCGGCAACAUCCUCUCGCUCGGCGCCUCCUCCUUCCUGGUCGGCCCGGCACGCCAGUGCCGCACCAUGUUCGCAAAGGAGCGGCGUGCUGCCUCGCUCGCCUACCUGCUCACGCUCGCAGGCUCGCUGCUCUCUCUCCUCCGCUCGCCCACCUGCUCUCCCCCUCCCCCGUCCCUCGCCUCACUUCAUUCCACGACUAGUAGUCUGGGACUAGGCACGCUGCUCUCCAUCUUUUGGCUGCGGCUCGCCAUCCUCGCGCUGCUCUUCAUCCUCCUCCAGUUCGCCGCACUCACGUGGUACAUGCUCUCCUAUAUCCCCUACGGCCGCGCGCUCGCCUCCCGCCUCGUCAGGCGGCAGCUAGUGCGGCACGGAGUGUUGUCGCCGGCGACUGCGCCCAUCAGACCGGCGGUGGAGCCGUCGUAG
Emiliania huxleyi CCMP1516 is the source of this 480-nucleotide messenger RNA. RefSeq lists its product as hypothetical. Gene Ontology annotation, biological process: vesicle-mediated transport. The record is from RefSeq and is a predicted model, not a curated record. The transcript has a single exon. The annotation marks the transcript as partial. Lineage: Eukaryota; Haptophyta; Isochrysidales; Noelaerhabdaceae. Gene Ontology annotation, cellular component: membrane.